AGCGACAAGCCUGCUCAGUUCUGAAUUAUCUAGCAGCUGGCAGCUAGCAGUUAGACCAACUAAUUACGAGCCAGGAGUCCCCACGCGCGCCAUGCGGUAUCUAGUUCCACGAUCUCUGACGCGUUCGCCGCAAUUCGCCCGAUGUCCCAAAACGAUGACCUCAUAGCACUCUGCUCAUCGGCAUGUCGAGCGGCGGCAAGAACGGCGAGUGCAGACGUGCAGAUCUGGCGUAAUGCGGAGACACCGAGAGCGCCGACAAGAACCGAGUUAUGGACCAACUGGGACAUGCGGCCAUGGCGUCAAAGGUUCGUGGAAAGAAGACGUCAGCGAGGAGUGAGCAUGAGCCACUCCCGCUUACCUCCUAUCACGUUAUGUGACCAUACUACGAUCUUGGCCUUCUGCUGCAAAUCCAGCAGCCAUCUUGCAAUUCGGCCCCUCACUGCUCAGCUGUUGAUAUCGCUAAUGAGCCCCCCGGCUAUCUGCACGGCUGCUUGCGCGGCUGCUUUCUGUCGAUCCCUCGAUCCCGUGUGUGUUGCGCCUGCACUCCAAUGAGAUUACGCCGCACUAGUCACCACUGCAAGCCAGCUACAUUGGUGUCCG
This is a messenger RNA of Cutaneotrichosporon oleaginosum, 600 nucleotides long. RefSeq lists its product as uncharacterized. The record is from RefSeq and is a predicted model, not a curated record. Lineage: Eukaryota; Fungi; Basidiomycota; Tremellomycetes; Trichosporonales; Trichosporonaceae.